Molecule: messenger RNA, 2504 nt
Organism: Macadamia integrifolia
Lineage: Eukaryota; Viridiplantae; Streptophyta; Magnoliopsida; Proteales; Proteaceae
Product: condensin complex subunit 2-like
Exons: 13
Coding region: 134-1957 (607 amino acids)
Biological process (GO): mitotic chromosome condensation
Cellular component (GO): condensin complex
Molecular function (GO): chromatin binding
Source: RefSeq, a predicted model, not a curated record
CAGAAGCUUCUGCUACUCCGAUCCCCAUCGGGGAAAAUUUUCGUCUCUUUCUCUCUCCCUCCGAGAACCGAUAAAAAGCUUGAAAAACCACCGAAAGCCUCAAUCGCUUUUAAAUUUUAGAGACGUAAAACCAAUGGCGGAUGCUUUGAGCCCUAAUCCGUCAACCACGCCGAGGCAGAGAGCACCCAUGGCUUCUCGUGUUCAAUCUCCGACUAGUCCGUUCCAUUUGGGCUCCAACGACGAUCAACUAGAACGUCCCCAGGCUCGGGAAGAACGUGCGGCCGCUAUCCGCCGCAAGCCCAUUGCCGCUACUGAACCUCCUCCGCCUACCGAUCCCUGUCUCUGUAAGGAACAGGUUAUUGAGUUGUUCCAGAAUUGUGUUAAGCUCUCCAGCGGAAAUAAAAUAAACCGGAAAAACACUUGGGAACUGAACCUUAUAGAUCAUCUUAGUGAGAUUAUUAAAGUUGAAGCACAAGAUGAUGUCGAGACUAAUUUUCAGAAGGCAAGUUGCACACUGGAAGCUGGGGUUAAAAUUUAUUCAUUGAGGGUGGAUUCAAUGCAUUCAGAAGCAUAUAAGGUCCUUGGUGGAAGUAAUCGAGCAGGUCGAGCAGAUGAACAUGCAAUUAACAUCCACCGUGGUGUCUCUCCAUAUCCUAGUCAGUUCGGUGGUAAUAAGGUAGAAUCUGGAAAACCAGAGAAGAGUGAACAUGAUGGAGGACUGUUGGCUAAUAAUAGGAUUCAGAAUACACCUAUGAAGCAGUUUUGUAGACUGAUAAUGGCAGUGUUGUACAAGAUGAGGGCCGUUCUAAGAAAGAAGAGAGGAAGGUGUCGCGCUCUUAAUGUGAAAAAGUUUGAUGUUGCAUUUGCAGUGGAUCCUCUGUAUCAUCAAACAUCUGCACGAUUUGACGAAGGGGGUGCCAAGGGUCUUCUAUUGAAUGAUCUUGGAGUAUAUGGUGGCUGUUUGGUACUUUUUGAUUCAAUGGAAGCACCAGGGAAAUGUAUGGCUAAUGAAACUCGAAAUGAUACCUUGGAUAUGGUUGACCUUUCAUUUGUAAAAGUACACAUUGAGCAGAUGGUUGUCAACAUGUGCAGAGAGGAUCACAUUUCGCCAACUCUGAGGGAUAUUAUCGCUCUGUUUGACAAAGACAAUCAAAGGAAAUCGAUUUCAUUUUCUGUUGGCCCAAAAAUUGCUGAUCAUGUUGUUGCAUCUGUUGAUGGCCGAGUUGAGUUGAACGAUGAUGCAUUUGUGACUUGUAACACUUGGGUAUCCGAUCAUGAUGACAAAGCAAGUGUCAUUGAUGAGACGAAUCCUAGUUUUCCAUGUCACCAUGUGGUGUGUUUUAUAUGUAAAAUGGAAAAUGAUCCAUACACAUUUGAUGAACCUGAUGUAGAUGACAGAUUUGAGAAGGUUGCUGGUUUUUUGUAUUUAGGAUUGGGUUUGACUACGAAACAGAAUGCUUGGGCUGGUCCAGACCAUUGGAAGUAUCGGAAGGCUAAAGAUGAGCCAGGGCAGCAAAGCCCUGAUUCUGGAUCCUUUCCAUCAUGGGGCAAUGAUAGUGUGGUUGAUGGCCAAUUCGAUGAUGGAAAUCUUCAAAGUGAUGUGGAAGACUCAACCACCCUUAUCUCUCAGCCACGCCAGGUAAACAAAAUUGAAGUCCAGUAUGAUAAAACCUCUAAGCAAGUUGAUGUUCAUGCAUUAAAAGAAACACUCUGGAGCCACAUGAGAGAAUCCGAACAGAUGCCUGAAAUUGAUCCCAAAACUAUGGUAUCCUUCAGGCAUGUAUUGGGAAGCUUUCCUGAUGAGUGCCAAGCUGCAGCUUGUAAGGAUAUUUCCCCCCAUUUGUGUUUUAUAUGCCUCUUGCAUCUAGCUAAUGAGCAUGGCUUGACCAUCCAUGAUUGCCCCAGUUUGGAUGACCUACAUAUAUUCUUUCCUCAUGCUGAAGUGCAGGUGCCAUGAUUUAUGCAUAACCAAAUAUGAUCUUGAAAAAAAAAAUCCUAAACGUAGUAGAUGUAACUUAUGUCUCCAAUUGUCAAAAGCUUGUUCUGUCCUUAUGCCGGCUCAAAUACCAAAGAUAAUGUUCAUUCACUAGAUUUGCCCCAGUUUGGAUGACCUACAUAUGUUCUUUCCUCAUGCUGAAGUGCAGGUGCCAUGAUUUAUGCAUAACCAAAUAUGAUCUUGAAAAAAAAAAUCCUAAGCGUAGUAGAUGUAACUUAUGUCUCCAAUUGUCAAAAGCUUGUUCUGUCCUUAUGCCGGCUCAAAUACCAAAGAUAAUGUUCAUUCACUAGAUUUGCCCCAGUUUGGAUGACCUACAUACAUUCUUUCCUCAUGCUGAAGUGCAGGUGCCAUGAUUUAUGCAUAACCAAAUAUGAUCUUGAAAAAAAAAAUCCUAAGCGUAGUAGAUGUAACUUAUGUCUCCAAUUGUCAAAAGCUUGUUCUGUCCUUAUGCCGGCUCAAAUACCAAAGAUAAUGUUCAUUCAAUAGAUUUGCUCGUUUUCUCUUGGUA